Nycticebus coucang (slow loris) is the source of this 696-nucleotide messenger RNA. RefSeq names its product CTD nuclear envelope phosphatase 1-like. Gene Ontology annotation, molecular function: protein serine/threonine phosphatase activity. The coding region runs from base 26 to 604 and encodes 192 amino acids. NCBI's taxonomy places the organism in Eukaryota, Metazoa, Chordata, Mammalia, Primates, Lorisidae. The record is from RefSeq and is a predicted model, not a curated record. The transcript has a single exon.
GGCCGGCGGGGCCGGGGUCCUUGGAAUGAUGCGGACGCAGUGUCUGCUGGGGCUGCGCACGUUCUUCGUGGCCUUCGCCGCCAAGCUUUGGAGUUUCUUCAUUUACCUUUCGCGGAGGCAGAUCCGCACAGUAAUUCAGUACCAAACUGUUGGCUAUGAUGUCCUCCCCUUGUCUCCUGUGUCCCGGAAUCGGCUAGCUCAGGUAAAGAGGAAGAUCCUGAUGCUGGACCUGGAUGAGACACUUACUCACUCCCACCAUGAUGGGGUCCUGAGGCCUACAGUCUGGCCCGGAACACCUCCUGACCUUAUCCUCAAGGUGGUAAUAGACAAACAUCCUGUCUGGUUUUUUGUACAUAAGAGGCCCCAUCUGGAUUUCUUCGUAGAAGUGGUGAGCCAGUGGUAUGAACUGGUGGUGUUUAUAGCAAGCAUGGAAAUCGAUGGCUCUGCCGUGACAAAUAAACAGGACAAUAGCAGAAGCAUUAAUAAGAGGAGAUAUUACAGACAGCACUACACUUUAGAGUUGAGCAGCUACAUCAAGGACCUCUCUGUGGUCCACAGUGACCUCUCCAGCAUUGUGAUCCUGGAUAACUCUCCCUGGGCUUAAAGGAGCCAUCCAGACAAUGCCAUCCCCAUCAAAUCCUGGUUCAGUGAUCCCAGUGACAUAGUCUUUCUCAACCUGCUCCCAGUGUUGGAUGC